UGAGGUCUGACUGGAUGUCUGGUCCUCAGGGCUCCAUGUGGACUGACAGGACCGGUCCAUCAGGUGAAGAGGCCUCUGAGGUGUCACCUGGAGGCACAGGGGCCCUGGCCACCGGAGCCCCCCGGAGAAAGUGUUGAGACUUUCUCUAUUGUCUCUGAACCAACCCGACCUGCUGGACCUCACCUGCUCACUGGCUCUCCGGGCCCCGGGGACGACGCUGCACCCCCCGGCAUGUUUGGCAUCUUAACCUGUCCAACCACCACACCUAGCUUCAUCUGGAGGCUUAAAAGGAGCCGACGUCCCAGCAGCCUACCAGCAGCCGACAUCCAGCCGACCAGCAGCCAUGACCUCCUUCUCCACUCGCAGCAGCUACGUGUCCUCUUCCAUGAGGAACCCCAUCAUGUUGGGCUCCUCCUCCUCCUCCCGCCGGGUCGGCAGCAUGGCGGCCGGCAGUGUGUAUGGAGGAGCCGGAGGAUCUGGAGUCCGUGUCUCCAAGGCCUCCUCCUUCUCCCUAUCCUCUGCUGCUGGCGCAGGUGCCGCUAGCAUGGCCGAUGACAUCUCCGCCGACAAGAAGGCCACCAUGCAGAACCUCAACGACCGGCUGGCCUCCUACCUGGACAAGGUGCGCUCUCUGGAGAAGGCCAACGCCGAGCUGGAGCUGAAGAUCAGAAAGUACCUGGAGAGCAGGGUCACACCGGAGGGUCAUGACUGCACUGCCUUGCACCUGCGCAUCAAAGAGCUGCAGGAAAAGAUCUACUUAGCUACUCGUGGAAAUGCCGCCCUCGUCCUCGCCAUCGACAACGCCAAACUGGCCACCGAUGACUUCAAAGUGAAGUACGAUAACGAGCUGGCCAUGCGUCAGUCGGUGGAGGCCGACAUUGCCGGUCUGAGGAAGGUCCUGGAUGAGCUGACUCUGAGCCGGGCCGACCUGGAGAUGCAGAUCGAAGGUCUGAAGGACGAGUUGAUCCAGCUGAAGAGGAAUCACGAGGAGGACCUGCUCGCUCUGAGGUCUCAGGUGAGCUGUCAGGUGAACGUGGAGGUGGACGCCGCUCCUCAGGAGGACCUGUCCACCGUCAUGGCCGGAAUCAGAGAUCACUAUGAGGGCGUCGCCAACAAGAACCGCAAAGACCUGGAGACCUGGUUCCAGGCCAAGACGACUGAGAUAAGCAAAGAGGUGGCUGUGAGGACUGAGACUCUGCAGACAACAAAGUCUGAGGUCGGAGAGCUGAGACGAACCGUUCAGACUCUGGAGAUCAAACUGCAGGCUCAGAUCAGCAAGAAAGGAGCUCUGGAAGGGACUCUGGCCGAGACCAACAGCCGGUACGCCAACAUGCUGGCCGGCUACCAGAGGCAGGUGGUGGCUCUGGAGGAGCAGCUGGCCCAGCUGAGGGCCGACCUGGAGCGCCAGGGGGUCCUGUACGCCGAACUGCUGGACAUCAAGACCAGACUGGAGCUGGAGAUCGCCGAGUACAGGAGGCUGCUGGAUGGAGAGACAGUCAGCAGCAGCAGCAGCACCACCACCAAGACGACCCGGGUGGUGACCAUCGUGCAGGAAGUCGACUCCUCAGGAAAGGUGGUGUCCACCAGCAGCAGUUAGACCAACAAUAAAACCAGUAACACCUUCAACCAGUCAGAGUCUGGAAUCUGGAAGCUGAAUCUAUGACUGAUACAAUAAAAAUAAAGUCUGACAUCGUCUCUGUGGCUCGUGUGAUUUUAUUUUACCGACAGAAGUAAAGAAACAAACACAAACAACAAAACAAUUUGAUAAAGUUACAGAAAGAAGAUAAAACAAAAAAUGGAGGAAAAGUCAAACGUAGGAAAAAUAAAAAAUAAAUAAAAAGAGAUG
Messenger RNA from Lates calcarifer (barramundi perch), 1846 nucleotides. Its product is annotated as keratin, type I cytoskeletal 13. Gene Ontology annotation, molecular function: structural molecule activity. The transcript has 7 exons. Bases 344 to 1597 code for a protein of 417 amino acids. The record is from RefSeq and is a predicted model, not a curated record. Lineage: Eukaryota; Metazoa; Chordata; Actinopteri; Centropomidae.